UCAAGGAUAUAAUUUAUGUAGACACCAAAUAUGGCAGCCCCCAUGAACAAGAAAAUGUUUUUCAAAUGUCAUUCGAUUUUUAGAAGAAAUUUACCUUUAUUACAGCAAUGGCAUGCCAUAAACAGAUUAGAUGAAGGAAGCAGUAUUAAUUUAUACUCUACAAAAUCAAGCCCUACUCAAUACUGUUUGGAUUUAGUGAAGAAAAGUGAUUAUGAAAAUUAUGUUUGUACAUUGUUGUACCACAAAGAUUACAGAACAUCAGCUAUGGCACUCAGAGCACUUUAUAUUGAACUUGCUCAGGUUCAAGAUGUUACAAGUGAUAAAAUGAGAGCCAUUAUGAGAUUACAGUUCUGGAAAGAUACCAUUGAUAAUAUGUUCAAAGGUACACCACCAGAGACACCUGUAGCAAUAGCAGCUUCAAGAGCAAUAGCAAAACAUAAACUUUCAAAGAUCUGGUUCACAAGAAUCUUAGAAGAGAGGGCUAAACAAGUUGAUCAAGAUAUGAAUAGAACAGUGAAGAAUGUCGAGGAUUCUGCAGAAAAUACAGUUUCAGCUCUAACUUACCUGUUAUUGGAGUGUGCAGGAAUAAAAGAUGUAAAUGCUGAUCACGCAGCUAGUCAUAUAGGUAGAUGUCAGGGUUUAGUUACAUUACUUAGAGCUACAGCUUACCAUGCCAGUAAAAACAAAGUUUAUAUACCUAUAGAACUUUUAAUCAAGCACAAUGUAUCACAGGAGCAGAUAUUGCGUUGUAAAGAAGAUCAGAAUGUUAAAGAUGUCAUGUAUGAUAUUGCUUGUGUAGCUCAUUCUCAUCUAGAAACUGCUCGAGCUCUAAAAGAUGUGCCAAAAGGAGCGUACCCUAUAUUACUCAACACAUAUAUCUGUGAUAAAUAUUUGAAGGAUCUACAGUUGGCAGAUUUUAAUGUGUUUGAUACAAGACUACACAUUAGAAACCAAAAACUGGCUUGGCAUUUAUGGAAACAGAAAAAUAUAUACAGAACAUUUUAGUUAACAAGUUUUCUAGAAUAUAUUUAUUUUUACGUCUUCAGUGAAGAUUGUACAGUGUGAUUUUUGGUUUGAAAAAGUUGGUCUGGUUUGUAAGAGGUACCAGUAUAAAUCUUAUCCGACUGAGUGAUAGAAUGGAAGAUUCACCCCGAGUGUUGUAACUAGUAACUGAUAGGUUAGCUGAGGUUGGCUUCUUGUCAAAGGUGGACAUUCCGUUCUAUCCCCUCUCUGGCAUGUGAUAUUUAUUUUGUAAUGCUGAACAAAUAGUUUUAGAUAAAAGUGCUGAAAAGUCUGAGCAGGUGGGGUAGCUGGUAAAGAACAAAAUGGUUUACGUGUUAGGCACAUUUGGUAAUGUCAGCCGGCCAAAAAAGUGAUGUUACCAUGUGAUAUAAUAGUUUGUUACCCUUUGAUGUGACAUAAGGCUAUAUAGUAAUUGUAGCACAUCAAAUAUAAUAAAGGACAACACCAGCCAGUCCUCAUCAUCGAAAUGAGAUGAAAUAAGACUUAAACUUUCUAAAUUGUUUUUUUGAAAAAAAAAUGACAAUUUAAUUUCAUAAGCUAAUCAUUCAAAUGUAAAAAAUAUUUUAUAUUACAUGUAGUUCACUCUCAUACUACUUUGCCCUUGUACUGCCACUUCGCUGUCACACUGUCUGUCCAUAGACUGAAAAAAUGGAAUAUGGGGACAUUCUGUGGAAUGUGGCAACAUUCAUUAUCUAUAGACAUGUUUCUUAUUUAGUCUUUUGAAACAAUGACUGAAAUUGCUAUAACUUAAGCACUUGUCCCUACAUAAUUGUUGAGAGGAAUGUUCACUUCUGAUAUUGGCUAUCCAGAUAACUUGUUGAAGGUCUGUGAUUCUACCAAGGUACCUGUCUGUGUUUUAAAUAAUAUAUAGGGAACCAUCUUGAUGCCUCUACCAGUAAAUGCUUGAAGAUUACUAUUAUUUAUUACCAAUGUGCUGGUAUCACUUAAAACUUAUGAUACAUAAAACACAACCUUAUUGAAUAUGUAUUUUGUACUGAUGAUCUGAUUUGACAGUAAAAGAGCUUUAAAUAA
This is a messenger RNA of Ruditapes philippinarum (Manila clam), 2055 nucleotides long. RefSeq names its product NADH dehydrogenase (ubiquinone) complex I, assembly factor 6-like. Gene Ontology annotation, cellular component: mitochondrion. The coding region runs from base 31 to 1005 and encodes 324 amino acids. Gene Ontology annotation, biological process: biosynthetic process; mitochondrial respiratory chain complex I assembly. The transcript is spliced from 10 exons. The record is from RefSeq and is a predicted model, not a curated record. Lineage: Eukaryota; Metazoa; Mollusca; Bivalvia; Venerida; Veneridae.